AUGAUUAAGCAGAUGGUCGAAGAAUUCGCACACAAUUCCACAUCCGCGCCCCUCCAGUCACCCGCCUCGGAGACCCCCCAGGUUACCUUCGACCCGGCCAAGCACCUGCAACACACUCCUCCCUCCAAGGUGUACACGAUGAACGAGCUCGGAUACCCUAACAGCCGUGGUGUUUCGCACGUUGGUGUUUCUGAGCCGUUCCCGUUGUUCUCCGAAGAGGCCGUCGAGCAGAUGCGGAAGGAGGUCUUGAGCCAGGAAGUCAAGGCCAAACACGAAUACUCUAGUGACCUUGCACAGAGCCAGCUAAGAGGCUUUGCUCCUGAUUGCGCUCCUUUCGUGUACGAUGCCUGGAAGAACCCCGAGACCCUUGCCAUCAUCUCGAAGAUUGCUGGUGUUGACCUUGUGCCGGCGAUGGACUUCGAAAUUGGACAUGUGAACCUGUCUGUCACUAGCGAGGAGGAGAAGGCUCGCGCACUCGCCUAUAUCAAGGAGCAGGCUGCUGCUGGCGUUAACUGGGAAGACGAGAGCCCCAUUGUCGACUGGCACACCGACAGCUACCCCUUUGUUUGCGUGACCAUGCUUUCGGACUGCACUGACAUGGUUGGUGGCGAGACUGCCCUGAGAAAGGGUGAUGGUGAGGUUACCAAGGUCCGCGGACCCCAGAGGGGAUCCGCUGUCAUCCUCCAAGGUCGUUACAUCGAGCACCAGGCUCUCCGUGCCCUGGGAACUACCGAGCGUAUCAGUAUGGUGACUUCGUUCCGCCCUCGCUCCGCCGCAAUCAAGGACGACACCGUCCUCACCACCGUCCGUGCCGUUUCCAACCUCAACGAGUUGUACCACCAGUUCGCCGAGUACCGCUUCGAGAUGCUCGAGGAGCGUUGCCGCAACGUCAACCGGUAUAUGCGUGACCAGAAGCGUGCCAACCGUGCUUUCGACACCCGCGGUGUGAGGGACUUCAUCCGUGAACAGAUCGAGUUCCUUGAGCACAUGGAGCGUGAAAUCGUUCCUAACGAGCUUGUCAAGAAGGGUGUUAUUGGCGACAGCCACUUGAUCUCCGAGCACACCAAGCAGGAGCUCUCCCGGCGGCGCGGUGCUGCUGGUAGCGAGGAGUAA
Aspergillus ruber CBS 135680 is the source of this 1113-nucleotide messenger RNA. RefSeq lists its product as uncharacterized. The record is from RefSeq and is a predicted model, not a curated record. The transcript has 4 exons. The coding region runs from base 1 to 1113 and encodes 370 amino acids. Lineage: Eukaryota; Fungi; Ascomycota; Eurotiomycetes; Eurotiales; Aspergillaceae.